CAUCGUUGCCCAACGCAAGGCACCCCCGGUUCGUCUGUUCCAGCACAAUCGCCAGGUCCAGAAGGAACAGCCAUCGUUCAAGCCGGGGAUCGACAAUUCGGUUUUUACCAGCAACCUGUGCUAUUCGGUUGGAUCCUCCCAGAUGGGAUUUCCAUGGAAUAUCUCCGGCCAAGCCUCCUCAAUGGAAUAAUAUCCUGGGUCCUCGGUCUCGUGUGGGAAUGUCAGUGGAUCGCGCCAUUGGUUUUCAGAAACAAUGAGCGGUCAUACGACUAUGACGAUGAUGCUGGUGAAGAAUGUGACGGUACCAGGUCGUCUCCCACCCCUGCAAAAUCGCAUAAAGCAAUACAUGUCCGAUAA
This is a messenger RNA of Rasamsonia emersonii CBS 393.64, 357 nucleotides long. RefSeq lists its product as uncharacterized. The transcript has a single exon. NCBI's taxonomy places the organism in Eukaryota, Fungi, Ascomycota, Eurotiomycetes, Eurotiales, Trichocomaceae. The record is from RefSeq and is a predicted model, not a curated record. The annotation marks the transcript as partial.